AGGGAGGGAGUUACGGCAAGGGCUGGCUUUGCCUCUCGCCUCGCCCAAGGCGGCUGCUGCUGCCGGGAGACGCUCCGCUGCAGAAUCCCGCAGGCGAGCGAGCCGGCGCCGCUGGACAGCAGCAGCAGCAGCAGCAGGUGGAGGUACACGAAAAGCAGAGGCUUCUACCGACACAAAUCUCUGUAUCUUCCAUCCCGGCAAGCAAAAGGCACCGUCGCGGAUCAAGAACGCUUUCCAGUGGAACCUUGGUUCUCAAGCGGCUUAGUUGACGAACAAAUCGGCUCCCGAACGCCGAAAACCCAGAACAGCAACGGCACCCCCUGGGAUCGGACGAUGGCCUCCGCGUUGGGAAACCUGACGGAGACCUGGCUUCAGAAGCUGGACUCGAUGAUGGAGGCCCUGAACCAGACUCUCUCCCAUGUUUGCCCCCAAGAUGCAAAGCCCGUCGAGGAAGAGGAGGACAACAGCUACUCGUACGUCUAUAUCCUCUUCGUGAUGAUCCUCUUUGCCGUGACGGUUGGGGGCCUGAUCCUCGGCUACACCAGAUCCCGCAAGGAAGUGGACAAGCAGAGCGACCCCUAUCAUGUUUACAUCAAGAAUCGGGUGUCCAUGAUAUGAGGAGGAGGAAGAGGAGGGCCAAGGGAGAAAGGACUUGAGAUGCCGCAGGGCAGAGAUCCUUGGUGCAUCCUUUGCAAGAAGAAGACACGCCUUUUAUUGCCUUUUAUUCGCCAACCUGGCACCUUCCAGAUGUGUUGGACUACAACUCCCAUCAUCCAGGGCCACGCUAGGCUGCAAACGACCCCCUACUGGUUAGAAAAAGGUUCUGCCACAUGAGCUGCGUUCUAAAUUUCGCCGAGAUCCAAAGCCUUCAGCUCCAAACCUAUUCUCACUUACCUGGGAGUAAGUCUCCCUAAAGUCAGUGGUGCAGCUACAGGUGAUAUGUCAAUGGGGCAAUACCUUUUCUAACCAGUAGGGGCCAUCCUACCAGCAUGGCCCUGCUGGCUGUGGCUGAUGGGAGUUGUAGUCCAGGCGCCAGGUUGAUGAAUCCUGCUUUUCCUGGUUCCAGUUAUAUCCCCCCUUCUGGAACUGAGGCACACCUUGUGUGCUGAUGAAUGGAAAUCUAAGAUGCAGGGAGAGGAAACACUGUUUUCAAAGUAAUUUGGAUUGGUGGGGGUGCCUUCAAAUUACAGAUUAUCAAGGGGAAUACACACACACACACACACACACACACACACACACACACACACACACGUUUGUUUGUUUGUUUGAUUGAUUGAUUGAUUGAUUGAUUGAUUGAUUCCUCCUUCCCCGCCCGCAGUACACAAUAAACAGAUCAGUCUCCCACCCUGGGAAUGAAAUAAACUACUAGCGUUCAGGAGCGAUGGAAGAUGUUCUGGUGCUUAAGGUUGAGAAUCCAGUGGAGGUCUCAAAAGAGGAUUGGACAGGGUCUAGGAUACCUGAUUCAGCCAAUAUCACAUGUGCUUUGGUCCUACAUGUUUAUCAAGUUCAGUAUUUUUUUUUUUUAUAAAGCCGCUGGUGAAUUAGCUUAGGGUACCUGAUUUAUCUGUUCUGGGAAACAGCCAAGGCAAAUUCACCCCAGUGGCAGUCAAGGCAAAGCCCAUGAAUUCUCCUUUUGUUUCCCUUGAAAGCGGACUUGAUAAAACAUAACUUCUAUGCCAACAGGAUAUUGGGCAUCAGAUAUUGUGUCUUUCCUCUUGGACUGCCUGCCCCCCCCCCAAAAAAAAUUCUCCCCUUCCUUGGUGGUUUCAUCACUUCUUCAAACACUUCCUGCAUUGCUAGAAACAGAUCAUUUUCAUGGGGCAAUAUAAUCCCACAAUAGGAUAAAGGAUUUGUUCUUCCCAGCCCGAUUACGUCAUUCUUUCUCCUCCCUACCCUCCGCCACACGGUGAAAUGUGUUUACUCAGUCAGCUUGCGAAAUCCGCUCUUAAACCGCACGCAUGCUUAACGGAUUUGUUUUUCUUUCCUAUAUCGUGCUGAGAUUUAAACGUGGGUGGCAGCCUCUGAUUUGUUCGGUUUUCCAAAAAAAAAACCCACGAAAACAAAACAACAACCCUGGAAGGUGGGCUAAGCUUGGCAGAAAGUUAGGAUAGAGACUUAAAACUAAAUGUUGGGUGAAUACAUUGAAAUGGGCUCACUGGAAGGACAGAUCGCGAAGCUGAGGCUCCAAUACUUUGGUUACCUCAUGAGAAGAGAAGACUCCCUGGAAAAGACCCUGAUGUUGGGAAAAAUGGAGGGCACAAGGAGAAGGGGACGACAGAGGACGAGAUGGUUGGACAGUGUUCUCGAAGCUACGAACAUGAGUUUGACCAAACUGCGGGAGGCAGUGGAAGACAGGAGUGCCUGGCAUGCUCUGGUCCAUGGGGUCACGAAGAGUCGGACACGACUAAACGACUAAACAACAACAACAACAACAUUGAAAAGGAUUGUGUCCUGCCUUGCAUUGGCUGUGGUGCUGGAUUUAGAUUUGGUGCAAGUCCCUGUUCAGAACGGGAGAUUUCUGUGAAGCUGGCACUGCUGGGAGUUGUAGUCCGAAAUGCCUAGAAGCUACCAGCUUGGACAAAGGCUGAUCAGAUUGGUUUGUUCCUGCUUCCUGUAGGCUCAGGGAUGUCUCCAAUGUGAUAGCAGGCACCCCACACCUAUAUACUUAAUGCUGCCGUAUUUAACUUGAUCCUAUGGAUUUUUAAAAAGAAAACCUACGCAACUUUGGAAUUUGAACUUGGCCCUUCCAAGGACAAGGCCAGCAAGAACUCCUAAGCCCACGAGGACAUCAAAACUUUGCAGAAAUCACACGCAGCAUGUGUGAUUGCAAGGGGCUCUGAUUAGACGACCCAAAUGGAUGAAAAUCUAUCCUACAAUUCACCCCAAUUUGUUUGUAUACGUUUCCCCAUUAAUCCCACACUUUUCUCUAGUGUACUUACUCAACCGAAUAAUAUCUAUUUUUUAAAUAAAAAAAGGGGAUUUCUUGCACUAGGACAAUAGAGCGCUUUAAUCCACUUUCAUUGCACAAGCCUACAUUUCUGGCAUGCACUUGAAAUUAUUAUUAUUAUUAUUAUUAUUAUUAUUAUUAUUAUUAUUAUUAUUAUCCUGCAAGAUAGUGGCAAAUCUGGAGGCACACACAGACUUCAACAAAGAGGUCCCGAGAGUCAGUUAGGUACACACACAGAGAAAUCUAUUCCACUUUUGUAAAAACAAAACAAAAAACCAACUUUAAAAAAU
Molecule: messenger RNA, 3237 nt
Organism: Zootoca vivipara (common lizard)
Lineage: Eukaryota; Metazoa; Chordata; Lepidosauria; Squamata; Lacertidae
Gene: KCNE3
Product: potassium voltage-gated channel subfamily E regulatory subunit 3
Biological process (GO): negative regulation of delayed rectifier potassium channel activity; regulation of ventricular cardiac muscle cell membrane repolarization; potassium ion export across plasma membrane
Cellular component (GO): voltage-gated potassium channel complex; membrane
Molecular function (GO): voltage-gated potassium channel activity involved in ventricular cardiac muscle cell action potential repolarization; delayed rectifier potassium channel activity; transmembrane transporter binding
Source: RefSeq, a predicted model, not a curated record